Anopheles stephensi (Asian malaria mosquito) is the source of this 1480-nucleotide messenger RNA. Its product is annotated as cilia- and flagella-associated protein 20-like. Bases 230 to 964 code for a protein of 244 amino acids. The record is from RefSeq and is a predicted model, not a curated record. Gene Ontology annotation, biological process: regulation of cilium beat frequency involved in ciliary motility; cilium assembly; positive regulation of cell motility. Lineage: Eukaryota; Metazoa; Arthropoda; Insecta; Diptera; Culicidae. Gene Ontology annotation, cellular component: ciliary basal body; motile cilium. The transcript is spliced from 2 exons.
GUUCGGUUUUGCAUGGAUUUUCCAGUAAUUGGUAUCUUUUGCAGCUAUGUUUCACCGAAGUAGCCGUACUAUGGUAUUGUACAUUGCACCAUUGCAUCGUAGCAAACAUAGCUCGAUAGUCGGCGUUCGGUUGUAAACGGCGUGAUGUAGAGAAGUGUUGCCGUUCCUAACGAACACUUUUUGUUUUGCUAUUUUUUUCCCCCUGCUUCUGUGGACAUCUUGUGGCACCAUGUUCCGCAACGCUUUUCAGCAUAGAUUCGUUACGGUGUUCACUAGUGCCGGUAGUAAACCGCUUUCCAUCUGGGAUGUGUCCACGAAAAAUGGCCACGCCAGACGGGUAACCGAUGAGCACAUUCGUUCGCUGGCGUUUGAGCUGACCGGUGUUAACGUUGCCACCACGUUCAUGGUGGCACCCUGCGCACCUUGCCCUUCCCUCUCAAUCAAACUUCCGUUUCUGGUGAUGUUGGUGAAAAAUAUGAAAAAAUUCUUUUCCUUCGAAAUUCAGAUUUUGGAUGAUAGACAAUCGCUUCGACGGUUACGCUUCUCCAACUAUCAAAGUGGGACACGGGUGGAUAACUUCAGCACCUCGAUGCCACUGUCCUUGACCCCGGGCUGGAAUCAUAUACAGUUCAACUUGGCCGAUUUUACGCGACGAGCGUACGGUACGAACUACGUCGAGACGGUCCGGCUGCAGAUACACGCCAACGUGCGCAUCAAGCGCAUUUACUUCUGUGAUCAACUUUACACGAACGAUGAGACACCGCCCGAGUUGAGGCUGUUCCCACCGGUUCGGCCAAAUCGGAUGAUGCAGCUGAAGAUGCAGCAGAAACCACAAGCGAAAAUUCCUCACGAGCCAAUCGAGACGGUACGGCCUCCGACGCCAAUAGAUAAUGCUGAUGUUGCGAAUCAGUUGGAGAAUGAGCUUGUUGCCACUGCCCAGUGCGCUGUUGGAACAGAACUCUAAAUUGUCGUUGUAAAAAGUUAGGCCAAGCACUGCAAUAAUAUGUUUAUUUAGAUUGUUUAUUUUAAAUUGAUCGUUGGAAAACUAUACGUUUAAAUUCGCACAGGCCAUUGCUUGCGAUCAAUCAGUGCUGGAGAGAUAGGUUCGUAAUAAAGGCGGAGAAUGUUCAGUACUGUACUUCAAUGAUUCGAGUUUUUUGAUCGGCUUUUCAAAAGUAAUUCAUGAGCCCUUUUCGUUGUUUGCAUUAUACUACGUUGAGCUUGAACUAAUCGUAUCGGCGCCACCACAUGAAACACGUGCUUCGUACAGAUUUAGCAAAUGCGCGAUAGCACAUGCUAUUGCCGCUGCUACAUUUUGCUAUCUUUUGACAUUGAUGCCACCGAAAUGACGUUUUGCUCCACAGACGGCGCUAUCCCCAAACGUCACUUUCCUACGACAAUUGUCAAUUCAUAAUUUGCGUUGAAAUUUCCUCUUGGAAGCAACUCAAUUUAUAGUGUUUAACGUCGAAUUAAAUCGUCU